UAUAGGAAUGAAGAACUGGAUGUUAAUAAUAGUUUAAGUCAUGCAUUAGCAGAAGCUUCAAAACUUACUUAUGUAUGCGGUCAAUGGGUAGAUACUUGUGAAGAAUGGUCGAGACAGACAGAACUUGGAUACCGCAUUGUAGCACCUACUCUACCAGCAAAUGGAGACUACUCUGCUUAUAAUGAAUGGGUUUCAGAUAAGAAUAGGGAUUAUGGGUUUCAUCAAACUUUUAUUGAACCAAAUCCUGCUUGUACAAUAAGUGCUGCUCUUACAUAUACCUCGCAAUUAGUAAAGCAAAUUUCCUUUUUUAUAGACGUUUUUUUACCUAGGCGUCCUAAUUUUAGUGAAUUUUGUGGCAAUGAGCUGAAUGAAACAAAAUUUGCAAAAUAUGUUACCCACUUGAAUGCUAACAUUCUUUACUUGUGCUUUUCACAAAAUGUUGACCCUAAAUUACUACAUCCUGAUCAUACAUUAAAAAAUUUGCUGCUACUAUUGGAUACAUCUGUUAGUGAUCUAGGAAGGGUGGAUCCACCAGACAUUGAUAGUAAGUUAUGCAGCGCAUUUGAAGAUAAGAUAACUUUUCAAUUAUAUUCAUGUACUGGCGACUCGGAUUCUGAAGAAGACAAUUAUUAUGAAUGGGAAGCUGUACCAAAUGUCGAAUACCCUGCUGAUCAUAAUCAAUUGUCUUCACAGUCUGCUAGUAGUGUUGUUAGAGCAGGACUUGUAGCCAGUACAGCAGCCAGYUUAGCGUCAAUGUGGCGUGGUUGGACUAAAUAAUAA
Diuraphis noxia (Russian wheat aphid) is the source of this 780-nucleotide messenger RNA. It is a transcript of the gene Atg14, whose product is annotated as autophagy related protein 14. Gene Ontology annotation, molecular function: phosphatidylinositol 3-kinase regulator activity; protein-membrane adaptor activity. Gene Ontology annotation, biological process: mitophagy; autophagosome membrane docking; autophagosome assembly. Lineage: Eukaryota; Metazoa; Arthropoda; Insecta; Hemiptera; Aphididae. Gene Ontology annotation, cellular component: extrinsic component of phagophore assembly site membrane; extrinsic component of omegasome membrane; phosphatidylinositol 3-kinase complex, class III. The record is from RefSeq and is a predicted model, not a curated record.